CUUUGAAUGUGACAUGGAGAUAAACAGACCCACACCGUGCAGACAGUUGAGGUUAUCAACAUCACGAAUUACUGAGCUAACGUAGUAUUUCUUUAAUGGAAAAGUUGCUCUGUCAGCUCUGUUUUUGUGUUUGUAAAGCUCAAAGGAUAUUUAGUCUCUCACUCUGACAAACACACACUGUCAGGAUGGUUUCAUACAAGCGGCUGAACCCUGAAGAUGUUCAGUUUUCCAGUGCGGUGUUGUCAGAGGAGCCUCGUCCUGUCCAAGAGGAAGUUUCAGUGCUGGAGCCGGAGGAGGCCUCCUUGCUUCCUCGUAUGCCGUCAUGUUCGGUCACCACAGGCCUCCUGGUGAUUGGCUGCCUCCUGCUGCUCCUCUGUGGAGGCUGGCUAGUGGGCACCAUGUUCUGGCUGCACAGUCCAUCCAACCAGCAGCCACAUAGACCCCCGCCACCAGUCACACCACAGACAUCUCAAACAGGGGUGAACAACACUGCAGCUGCCUCUCGACGCGAGGUUUGCACUUUAAUCCCAGAGGCGUGGAGGUUUGAUUGCUACCCUGAACGAGGGGUGGUUGUGACCAAAGAGUUGUGUGAGGCAAGGAACUGUUGCUUUAUCCCUGCUUCCUCUCCCUCAUCUGCCGCCCGCCCAUCAGGGAGAAAUGGUAUCCCUUGGUGUUUCUAUCCUCCGGAUUUCCCUUCCUACUCGCUCGUGUCAAUUAACGACACAUCGCUGGGACAAAGAGGUACACUUGCAAAGGAGGUGAAGACCUAUUACCCAGCAGACAUCCUCACUCUAGAGGUGGAAAUACGUCAUGAGACAGACUCACGGCUACGCGUCAGGAUUACUGACCCUUCUAAUUCAAGGUUUGAAGUCCCAAUCUCUGUCCCCACCGCCACCAAGAAGGCAGAGAGUCCAGACUACACUGUAGAGCUUUCAAAAGAGCCAUUUGGUCUCAUCGUGAAGAGAAGCUCUACAGGAGCAGUGCUUCUGAACAGCACAGUAGCUCCUCUCUUCUAUGCGGAUCAGUUCCUCCAGUUCUCCACCUCCCUGCCCAGUCAGUUCAUCUAUGGCCUGGGGGAACAUCGCUCCACCUUUCUGCAUGAUGUGCACUGGAACACACUCACCAUGUGGGCCAGAGAUGUGCCUCCUAUGGAACAGACAAACCUGUACGGAGCCCAUCCAUUUUACCUGGCAAUGGAGGAGGGAGGGAAUGCACACGGCUUCUUCCUGCUGAACAGCAACGCAAUGGAUGUGGUCCUCCAGCCAGCCCCUGCCCUCACCUGGCGUACUAUUGGUGGAAUCCUUGACUUUUAUGUUUUCCUCGGUCCUGAUCCUGGUUCAGUUAUUGAACAGUAUGUGGAGGUCGUAGGAUAUCCAGCGAUGCCCAUCUACUGGGCUUUAGGAUACCACCUCUGUCGCUGGGGCUACAACACGAGCGAUUCUGCCUGGGAGGUCGUCAAGAACAUGAGGAAUUAUGGGAUACCUCAGGACGUCCAGUGGAAUGACAUUGACUACAUGGACCAGUUCAUGGACUUCACCUAUGACUCGUCAAAGUUUGCAACGCUGCCUGACAUGGUCAAGGACCUGCACGCUCAUGACCAGCGCUACGUCAUGAUCCUGGACCCGGGUAUCAGCAGUACACAACCUGAGGGCACGUACUGGCCCUUCGAUGAAGGACUGAGGAGACAAGUUUUUAUUAAGGAUGCUGAAGGAAGAACACUUAUAGGAAAGGUGUGGCCCGGUCUGACAGCAUAUCCUGAUUUCUCUGAUGCAGUGACGCAUGAGUGGUGGUACGACAACCUAAAGCGGUUCCACGAGAAAGUGCCUUUUGAUGGAUUAUGGAUUGACAUGAACGAGCCGUCAAAUUUCCUGGAUGGAUCCACAAAUGGCUGCCCGUCAGACAGUCUGGAAAAUCCUCCUUAUACACCCGGCGUGCUCGGAGGUUUGCUCAGAGCCAAAACAUUGUGUGCCACUGCGCAGCAAAAGCAGUCCAUACACUAUAAUAUGCACAGCCUGUAUGGACUCAUGGAAGCUAAAGCCUCUGCCAGCGCUCUGAAGCGCAUUGUGGCAAAGAGACCUUUUGUGAUCUCUCGCUCCACCUUCCCCAGUCAGGGGAUGUACUCUGGUCACUGGCUGGGAGACAACAGGAGCCAAUGGAAAGACCUUUACACCUCUAUAGCAGGUAUGUUGACCUUUAACCUCCUGGGCAUCCCGCUGGUGGGAGCAGAUAUCUGCGGCUUCAGUGAGGAGCCUGAGGAGGAACUGUGUGUCCGCUGGACGCAGCUCGGCGCUUUUUAUCCCUUCACACGCAACCACAACGCCAUCGACAUGAAGCCUCAGGAUCCUACAGCUUUCAGCCCUCUGGCUCGUACAGCCAUGAAACAGGCCCUGCUGCUGCGUUAUUCUCUCUUCCCCGUCCUCUACACUCUCUUUCACCAUGCACAUGUACAUGGACACACUGUCGCACGGCCGCUGAUGUUUGAGUUUCCUAAAGAUGUAAAAACCUAUGGGAUUGACAAACAGUUCCUCUGGGGGAAGAGUUUGUUGGUGACACCGGUGUUAGAUCCUGGAGUCGAUUAUGUGGAUGGUUACUUCCCGGAGGGGCUGUGGUAUGACUACUACACGGGUUACUCUGUGCGCAGUAAGGGCGAAGAGCUUCCACUCCAGGCACCGCUAGAUAAGAUCAACCUGCAUUUGCGUGAAGGAUCUGUUAUACCAACACAGACGCCUAAUCUGACCCUGUGGGUGAGCAGCGGUCAGCCUCUGCACCUGAUCUCAGCUCUGUCUGAUGAUGGUUCAGCCACUGGAGAUUUGUUCUGGGAUGACGGAGAGAGCAUCGACACAUACGAGACCAACCAGUACACUUACAUCAUCUUCAGCGUCGCUCAGAAUGUGAUGACGUCCCAGGUUCUCCAUAACAACGUGGAGGCUACAUACAUCACUGUGGAGUUGGCCUCUUUCUACGGUGUGAAGGAGAAGCCGAGCAGAGUGUUGGUAAACUCCCAAGAUGCAUCGUUCACCUACAGAGAAAACCAGGUGUUAACAGUUGCAGAUCUUGGUCUGAACCUGAGUCAGAACUUCACCAUCAGCUGGAUGUAGUGACUUAAUGACUGGUUUUACUUGCUGUUGACUACUGAAGUCAUGAGCUGACACACGGUGCAGCCUGCGAGUGUUAGGACGGAGAUGUUUCCCGUUGUUUUGGCUCUUUACUCCAGAACAUUGGACGAGAGCAGUAACUGUGAGAUUCAAGUGCUGGUUUUAAACUUUGAAGAGCAACUUCAACCGUGUCUCCUCUGUGCUCUGUUGCAUCUGUAAUCACAUCCAACCGCGAUGUUCCAGUGUGCUGACACCCUCGAGUUCACCUGUACAUCACCACAGAAAGCUGAGAAGUUAAACCACUGGAGGUUUCUAGGGCUGUUAAGUUGCUCUUUAGACUCGCUCACAUCUGUAUUUGGUGUCAUGCUUCAGUUCAGGUCUAAUGUGAUUGAGCACAGAGCCAAAACAAAACUGUCCAUUUGUCAGAAAAGAUGAAGAGAUAACACAAAGUGUAGCUACUCUGAAGUGAGUGAAGUCAAGUUUGUGUUAAUCUUAUUUAUAGCGCAACAAAGACUUUAAAUGGACAAAAAAAAGCAGUUUCUGUGUGCAGAACAAACACGUAUGAAAGCUUAUGAAACAACAAUAUGAAAUCACUGAGCUACAGUAGUUUAGACACUGCUUCAAAUAUCUCUGUGGACAUUUAAUAAUUAUAGCUAAAGUGUUGUCUGACUUACACAAAAAAAGCUUGGCUAUGCCUUUGUACUUUAGCUUUAUUUUUUAGUUCAGUUUGAUGCAUUUUAAAAAUUCUCAACAGCAGAAAGACGAUGUGCAAUAAAUGAAAGAGGAUAAAUACACUUCCUGAAAAUGUGACAAGAGUCUGACUAUAUGAGGAGUGAUUGAAGGAGAUGAGUUAAACAUGCUCGUGCAGUUUGAGUGACUAUGGAGAAAAUAACUUUUGUGGUAUUUCUGUUUUGGGUUUAUUGAAAAUUGCAAGUCAGCACCGUCUGAGAAAAUGGUCCACAGUGGCGGUGACGUCAUCAUCACUGUCAAAAUGGCGACCACAUCCUCAUCUUGGGGAAGAGGUCUGAGGGGCCAGAUCAAGUGAACAGGGCAGGUGAUGGGACUCAAAUGACUGCACAAAGGCUGAUGUCGUCCAUUUUCUCAGGCAGUGCUGACUUGAAAUCUUCAAUUACCAGAAACAGAAAUACCACAGAUUUAUUAACUUCAAGCUCUCUGCAUAAUCACUCAGAGCUGAACUGAGGGUGCAUUCAGCGAGAGCUGUUUAACUGAUCUCCUUCUACCUUAGGCCACAAACUUAUCAGUCACCCCUCGUAGUUCAUGAUGUGAUAAACUGUCUGUGCUUUAAUGCUGUUAACAGCCUAUUUUUGCACUAAUUGGUACUGCAGUAUUGUAAAGGUAGAUACAGGUGCCUUAUGAUUCCUGUUUGUGCGUUUUCGAGAGUUUCUGGGUUUGUUCCUUUCUGAUCCUUCGUUCAGUGCUGAAGACCAUAGUGCUGCUCUGCCUGGAGAUGGCUUCAUCUGUAACAUUAUACUAAAGCAGCUGUUAAGUGUUGUGUGAACAUACUGUGAUGCCUCUGAUGGCAGACUGCAACCAAAACCUAAAGCCUAAAGUUACAUUUCUUGAGCUGAUUGAGUGAAGUUUUCAAGCUCAGCAAUGUUCAUUCUGCCUGAAUUUGACCUUAAUGCUGUGGAAAUGAUCUGACUUCAUGGGUUUUUCUGCACCUCAUGCAUCGUUGUAAAAUCAUUCGUUCAAGGGAUCAUCAGUGCAUGCGUGCUGUGAGGUAAACUACGCAAAACCCAGAAACAUUUUUUAAGCAUGUGAAGACACGAGUAUAGAGAAUAUUUUACUGUCAUUUGCGUUAACUGAGUGUGAUGCUCACAGUUUGCAGUAUUUUAUCAUGAAUCCUUGUGUUUUCAUUUUUGUGUAACUGCUUAAGUGGAAUUGCGCAAACAACAUGAAAAUUCAGAGUUUUACCUUACUAAAAAUGAUGAUUGAAAUGUUUUAGGGCAGCAACACAAGAAUAAAAGGAAACUUGGUGAUUGUGAAACUCGUGUUUUGAUUCCACUGUAUUGUCACCUUAAAAAUCAAAGGCAAAGACAGUGCAUGUUUUCUUUUUAAUUUCUUUUUAAUUACAAAUGUAUAAAGUCAUGUUUUGAGUCCUGAUGUGAUUAACAGAUUGUAUCUUAAUAAAUUGCAUAAUAAACUGCAUUUGGAUCUUGAA
This is a messenger RNA of Lates calcarifer (barramundi perch), 5277 nucleotides long. It is a transcript of the gene gaa2, whose product is annotated as alpha glucosidase 2. Gene Ontology annotation, biological process: carbohydrate metabolic process. Lineage: Eukaryota; Metazoa; Chordata; Actinopteri; Centropomidae. The record is from RefSeq and is a predicted model, not a curated record. Gene Ontology annotation, molecular function: carbohydrate binding; alpha-1,4-glucosidase activity.